UGCAAACCCAAAAACUGCUCAUUCACUCAGUCAUUCACUCUCCUCAGCGAGAAAAAAGUAAAAGAAAGAGCCCAAGAAAAGAAACAAAGGAAAAUUAGCAGAGAGUGAUAGGUCAGUGGGAGGUGGGAGAGAGAGAGAGACACACACAGAGAAAGAGAGUCUCUUUCUUUUUGGAGUAUUGGGUCAGCUUCUUUUGGCAAUGCCAAAGGUGCUCCCACCUCACGCUCUCUGAAAAUGCUCAGGCAUGAAAUCACUCCUUGAAAUCUCUCCUUUCUCCGAAGCUUUUAUCUCCAGUUUCUGCUCAUCCCUCUCCCCUUUGUCGUUAGAUUUCUUUCGUUUGCAUUGUCGCUAGGGCUUUGUUUCCUGUGAUGGGUUUGAUCGAUCUCAACACCACUGAGGACGACGAAACGCCGUCGUCGGGUUCCUCUGCUUCAUUGUCUUCUCAUUCGGGUAUUAGCACUUCGGCUUCCACAUCUCCUGCUCCUUCGACUGUGUGCUUGGAGCUAUGGCACGCGUGCGCCGGUCCAAUGAUCUCGUUGCCCAAAAAGGGAAGCAUCGUGGUUUACUUCCCACAGGGCCAGCUUGAGCAGCAGGUUCAGGAUUUUCCGGUCUCUGCCUAUAAUAUCCCACCCCAUGUUUUCUGUCGCGUUGCAGAUGUCAAGCUCCAUGCGGAGGAAGGUAUCGAUGAGGUGUACUGUCAGGUAUCGCUGGUUCCUGAAAGUGAGCAAGCCGAGAGAAGACUACGGGAAGGUGAAAUCGAUGCUGACUGUGAAGAUGAGGAUGCUGCAGCUGCAGUGAAGUCAACAACACCGCAUAUGUUCUGUAAGACCCUGACGGCUUCUGAUACUAGCACUCAUGGUGGAUUCUCUGUGCCUCGGCGGGCAGCUGAAGAUUGCUUUCCUCCGCUGGAUUACAAUCAACAGCGUCCUUCACAAGAGCUUGUGGCAAAGGAUCUGCAUGGCCUGGAAUGGAGGUUCAGGCAUAUAUACAGGGGGCAGCCUCGCAGGCAUUUGCUUACAACUGGUUGGAGUGCAUUUGUAAACAAGAAGAAGCUUGUGUCUGGAGAUGCUGUGCUGUUUCUGAGGGGUGAGGAUGGAGUUCUGAGAUUAGGCAUUCGCAGGGCAUCUCAGUUGAAAUGUGGUGGUAGCUUAUCAGUUCCAUCUGGCUUGCAUCUUAAUCCUAAUAGUUUUAUCGAUGUGGUGAAUGCAAUAUCUACGAAGUGUGCCUUUAGUGUUUGCUAUAAUCCAAGGGUUAGCUCCUCAGAGUUCAUAAUACCACUCAACAAAUAUUUGAAGAGCCUUGAUCAAUUCUAUUCUGUUGGAAUGAGGUUCAGAAUGCGUUUUGAAAGUGAAGAUGCUGCAGAACGAAGAUGCACGGGAUUGGUUAUUGGCAUUAGUGAUGCAGAUCCUGUUAGAUGGCCUGGAUCCAAGUGGAGAUGCCUUAUGGUUAGGUGGGAAGACAUGGAAGGCACUAGGCAUAACAGGGUUUCCCCAUGGGAAAUUGAGCCAUCUGGUUCUGCUUCCACUCCCAACAACUUCAACGCAGCUGGUUUAAAGAGGACCAGGAUUGGUUUGUCUUCUUCAAAACAAGAAUUUCCAGUUCCAAAUGGGAUUGGAACAUCGGACUUUGGGGAAUCGAUGAGGUUCCAGAAGGUCUUGCAAGCAAGAAAUUUUGGGUGUUAAUAUUCCUUUUGAUGGUGUUAGUGCUCAGAGUCACCCCUUUUCUGAAAUAAAAAGGCGCUAUCCUGGUUCCAGUGUACCUGGGAUUGCCGCUUCAGGAAAUAAUAUCAGAAUUUCACAAGUGCAUUCUGAUGAUUCAUG
Messenger RNA from Prosopis cineraria, 1820 nucleotides. RefSeq names its product auxin response factor 3-like. Gene Ontology annotation, molecular function: DNA binding. Gene Ontology annotation, biological process: response to hormone; regulation of DNA-templated transcription. The record is from RefSeq and is a predicted model, not a curated record. Lineage: Eukaryota; Viridiplantae; Streptophyta; Magnoliopsida; Fabales; Fabaceae. Gene Ontology annotation, cellular component: nucleus.